This is a messenger RNA of Effrenium voratum, 516 nucleotides long. The record is from the annotation of a GenBank genome assembly. Lineage: Eukaryota; Dinophyceae; Suessiales; Symbiodiniaceae.
AUGACCAGCAGAGCGAUCGAUGUGCCAGAUUUCCAGAAGGGCUACUGCGCGCUACACCGAGUGCGCGGCAAGACGUCCCUCUGCUUUUGCUUCCACUUCGACUCGCAGCGCCGGCGCCCGCCCAUCGACACCCUCGGCCGCCUGCGGUACUGGGACGUGGCGUGCCAGAGUAUGACCUCUGGGCCGUGCCCCAACGGGGAGGACUGCGUCUUCGCGCACACCCGCGACGAGAUCUCCUACCACCCCGCAAAGUACAAAACCCGGAGGUGCAACGGCAGGGGCUGUCGUGGCCAGGAGAUUUGCUGCUUUGCGCACGAGGAGGACGAGUUGCGCACCUGGGCACCUGAGAGCUACUCCUACUGGCUGCUGGUCUACGGAGGGCGGCAGGUUGAGGACGGAUCGGGUCGGUGCGGAAGGUCCGCUUCUGCGCCUCCUACCCCAAGGUGUCCCAGUGCCGCCGCGGCGCAGCCUGCGAGUUCGCCCACACUCGGGAGGAGGCGCAGACGGAGCUCCUGA